AUGACUUCAUCCUGUAAAAGAAAGUGCUAUGACGACGAUUACCAUUACCCAUCACUCUUCAAUGAUGAUUUCGAUGAAGAUUGCGAGGAUCACAAGAAACUAAAAACAAAUCAUGGCUACCAAACUUCCAAUCAAACAAAGAAGGACAUCUGUGCACAUGCAAGAACUCUCCUUGAUCAUAUCGAUAUUGCCAAAGGCUCCUUAGAUGAUGUUGAAGGCAAACCUCCCUUACCUGACAUGUUUAAUGCCAGCAAAUACACAGGAACGAAUGUUCUAGCACUUGAUAUAGGAUCAAGUUUUGCAAAAGCUUUGAGUAUUGAAAUACCAAAGGCAAACGUAAAAUUUUGUCCUUCACGUGUUCUCAAAUUUGAAGGCCUCACUCCUUUUUAUUCCACCAUCCUCAACUACAACAUUAACAGUCAACAAUUCGACGUUGGUCCGAUUGACAAUAAUAGAUCUGAUUGGGUUGUGUUGGAGAAUAUUAAGAAAAUAUUUAUGGUACAGGAGCUUGUACAAAUUAAGAUCAAUGGCCAGCCUUUCAGAGUUAGCCAAUUGAUUUGUGAGUUGGUGAAAAAACUUUUUCAAAAGCUGACUCAUACCAAAAUUCAACAUGAGGGAGAAUUGAUUCCAACUUUGGGACAAUACUCUGCUAUUAUUGUUACUUGCCCUACCUCAACUUCAGAAAUUACCAAGAAAACCUUUAGAAAUUGUAUUGUUCAUGCUUAUAAUUCUCUUUUCAGCACCAAUCCCAUUCAAGAAACAGAUGUUUACGUUGUAGAGGAAUUUAAUUUUUUAAAGUAUUAUUGCGACUUGGGGCAGAAAUACCAAAGCCCAACCAUGUAUAUUGAUUUUGGGCAUUUGACAGUAGACGUUGCUAUCAUUGAAACAUUAGAAGAUGGUACUACUUGUGUGACAUAUAGAAAUGCAGAUGUUGGAGGAAUGUCUACUAUUCAUGACGUAUUGAAGCAACAUGGCCAUAACUCACAAAAUGUAAUGAAUGAAAUAUUUGUCAACAAUACAAAUGAUCGCCUUCCAAGGAGACUCAGCAAGAUAGUAGAAGAAGAAAUUGGAAAGUGUUUGAACAGUAUUACCACUCGCCUUCUGUUAAUGGCGUUUCAAAAGAAAGUCAAGCAUAUCCACAUGGCAGGUGCUAUCACAAGCGUGAAAUACUUCUCGGACAAACUUAGCGCUCUCAUAUCCAGUGAAAAAUGGAACGAUGUUGUUACGAAAAUGAAACCACAUUUCAAACAAAAGUACCAACAAGCACUAGAUUCAUCGUUUGGAUUUUCUUGUGAAGUUUCAGGAACUAGUGUGCUUUUGGAAGGCGCACAAUCAAUGAUCGAAAGAUCUAUUGGCUCUAAGGAACCCAUGCCGAUUCAAAUCGAGUGCAAAUACAACAAUGAAGAAGAAUACGUUCCAGGCUUGCUAGAAAUGGAUGAAGACAAAACAUAUUAUAUUAAGCUAUUGACUAAUAUAUAUGAUCUAUAUGUCAGACAAGAUUUUGAAAUUUAUAUCUUAAAGUUCAACUCAAUGAUUGACACAUCAACUAUUGAUGCGAUCACAGAAGAUAAUUACGAGCAGCUUGGUGUCACGGAAUUCAUUAGAUUUACCCAAGUUCAGCUAACAUUUGAUCCCACAAUAGAGACUACCAAUUUUCAAUUCUUUGUAAAACUUGGUCUUGAAAAGGAGUUUAUGAAGACUGAAUUCUUUUAUACACACAAUGAAAACUAUUUCAAAUCUACUCUCAGAAUUGAAAGAAAAGGAAGAAUGGAAAGAAUCCCUGUAAAUGAUGCUAGUAAGAUCAUUUUCAUAAAAGAAAACGACACACAUACAUGGUAUGGACUUGCUAUCAGACUAAUUAUUUUAUUACUUAAACAGCAGGUCCACUGUAAAACUUGA
Naegleria lovaniensis is the source of this 1899-nucleotide messenger RNA. RefSeq lists its product as uncharacterized. The coding region runs from base 1 to 1899 and encodes 632 amino acids. The record is from RefSeq and is a predicted model, not a curated record. The transcript has 2 exons. Lineage: Eukaryota; Heterolobosea; Eutetramitea; Acrasida; Naegleriidae.